UUAACAGUCGCCGGGCCUCCCCUCAGCUGGCAGCUGCAACCCAAAGAGGCUGCACCCACAUUCCCUGGCUGCUCUCCAACCCACAGGAGCGGAGAAAACAGUCCAGUGACUGCGAGGGCUGAGCAGAGGCUGCUGAAGGGGAGGAAGCAGUGAGGAGCCGCCACGCAGAGGCCCCUGUCAGCUCCCAGAUGCUGGACCUUCUGCAGCACACGACCCUCGUGGGCUUGAUCGUAGGCGCGGUGGCGGCCUUGCUGCUGCUGCUGCUGCUGGCCGCCUGCCUGUACUCCAGACAGGAGGAGCCCGACGUGGAGAGGAACCGCCCCACCUCCAGGAGGAACCGCAUCAGGUGGGCCCGGCCGUGGAUCUCCUCAGGCCGGGGCCACCUGGGACAUUUGCACCAUUUCCGUCAUGCUGGCCACGUGUCUCACAUGCCCCAUGCAAACCUCCACCAUCACCAUCACCACCUCGCCCACCACCAUGCCCACCAUCACGCCGCCCACCACGCCGCCCGUGCCCACCGAGGCCGCCACUGAUGCCCGUGCAGGGCAGCCGCUGCCUGCCCUGCCGUCGCCAGACGAGUGGACCUGCCGACGCUCCCACGCAGCAGGGCACCCUCUGCAAUGAACACCGGGUCCUGCUUGGGCUUCGUCCACCUACUACGCCCGGUGUGCUGCAGAGGAGAGCGGAGAAGUGCCAGGGCUGACCCUGCACACACAGGAGGGGGACGGGGCUGAGCGCAGGCGGUGCUGGUGGUCCUUCGGGGACAGACACCACCUUGUGACCUUAACUCCCAAGGGGCACCAGAAUGGACCGCCCGUCCGGUUGGUGCAGGCGUGCUGGUGUGUGCGGAUGGGCAGGUGUGCCCUGCUCUCUCUCAAUGACCAGGCCUCUGGCUGGCAAGGUAGCUGGGAGGGGCCCUGGCAAUGCCCCUGUGUUUGAAGGAGGUCGUGAGGCUGCACAGUCAAGUCAGUGGUGCCUUAAUCCAAGAAAAUAAAAACCAUUAAGAAGCUUUGUGAAGAGGCUCUUGAUUGUAACUCAAGUGGGAGGGAGGGAGCGGCCAGGCCUAUUCCUGCCUUUCCCUGGACCUCCCUCUCUGAUGGGAAGUGAAUGUCUGAGUGGGCCCUGCAGUGGGGGAGACUGGACGACUCUGCUGGGCUCCGUGGACAGUAGCUCCUGCAUCCAAGGAGUCUUGAGCUUAUGUUUUUCAGGACAGCGCUUCUUCCAGAGCUGCCAGUGGAGUUGCCCACGGCUCUUGGAAGCCUGGCCCAAGGCUGAGAAAAGUGACAGAGGCCACUAAAGUCGGAGUAGAGCCAUGUGGGGUGCCCAACGGCCCAGAGCGGGUACCAGCCAGGGCCUCAGACCAGUAUCUCCUUAGAAGACCACAGGGAGAGCAGCCGGAGGAGCAAGCCAUCACCAGCAGCUCCUCGCUUCGGAUGGGGAGCGAGUGAGGUCCAAAACACACCCUGGGCUGCUCAGUGGUCCGUGGCCACACAGGGCCAUGGAAGCAGCAGUGAUCGGGAUGGUGGCUGUGCUCUUUGUGGUCACCGUGGCCAUCACCUGCGUCCUCUGCUGCUUCAGCUGUGACUCAAGGAGCCAGGAUCCUCAGGGGGCCCCACGCCCCAGCUUCACAGUGGCCACGUUUCGCCAGGAGGCUUCCCUCUUCACUGGGCCAGGUCGCCAUGCUCAGCCAGUGGCAGGUGCCCGGGACUUCUGGACCUUCAUGUGAAAUCUACCAGCCCCCAGGAUUUGCUCUUGUUGUUUAGGCGCUCAUUCGUGUCCAACUCUUUGUGACCCCAUGGACGGUAGCCUGCCAGGCUCCUCUGUCCGUGGAAUUCUCCAGGCAAGAAUACUGGAACAGGUAGCCAUUCCAUUCUCCAGGGGAUCUUCUUGACCCAGGGAUUGAACCCAAGUCUCCUGUAUUAGCAGGCGGAUUCUUUACCACUGAGCCACCUGGAAAGCCCAGGAUUUGCUCUGCUGCGGGUCAGACUCCUCUUCCCCCAGCAAGCCUUCUCUGGUGACCCACUCCUCCAGCCUGGCAUUUCUGUCCUGUCCAGCCUGUAUCCAGCAGACUCCUGACUCAUCCUAUUCCGGUUGGCCAUGCCCUCCAGCCUGGGAGAUCUACGGUGAUGGGACCAGUAGGAGUCAGCUCUGACCCCCGAGAGCUCAGCCGGACCCUACCCACAGGGUGGGGCUUACGAGAGGUCGAGAGUGAGUGACCAGGCAAUAUUGGAUGGCAUGGUGGGCCAGCUCCUCUGAUCUACAAGAUGCAGUGAAAUAUCACUGGACUUUAUUGUGAACAGAGUGUUGGUUAUCUCAAGAUGUCCCAGGAUGCCUAUGACGCCGCUGGUUCGAUUGCCACGAGAGGAAGCAGCGCCCUCAAGUGGACAGUUUCAGAAACCACUUUUUAUCUGUUCUGAGAGAGUCAUUCUGCUACUUGCCUGCGCACAUAUUGCAGAGCCCACUUCUGAGACCUGCCUCCUACCUGUUACCUGAAAUCCGCCCUGAAAUUCUGAAACCAAAAGCCUGCUUCCUGGGAACUGGCAAUUCAUUUCACAAUUGAAAAUGCAUAUCCUUUUAUGGGUCUCCCAAGAAUCAGGGUUGGGAAACCACAAAAGGAAACAGAAGAGAAAAAGAGUCACAGAAAGUACCAGACGUUUUAUUAAUAGGAAAGCCAGAAAGAAGACUUUGAAAUGUAUUUGCAUGAGACUUUAUUUCUAUAUUCUUAUGGGUCACUUCUAUUCUUAGAGACUGUGACUUGCAUCACCCAGGAAUGACUGAAAAAUCACCAACUGAAAGGUAAUUUCGAAUAAGUUAAAAUGUUAUAUUAUAUCGACAGUAUGUAACAAAGCUCUUGUUUGCAUCACAAAUAAAGAGAUGUUCUGUUUUUAUUUA
Molecule: messenger RNA, 2892 nt
Organism: Cervus elaphus (red deer)
Lineage: Eukaryota; Metazoa; Chordata; Mammalia; Artiodactyla; Cervidae
Gene: HRCT1
Product: histidine rich carboxyl terminus 1
Exons: 2
Coding region: 189-533 (114 amino acids)
Source: RefSeq, a predicted model, not a curated record